Messenger RNA from Sungouiella intermedia, 615 nucleotides. NCBI's taxonomy places the organism in Eukaryota, Fungi, Ascomycota, Pichiomycetes, Serinales, Metschnikowiaceae. The record is from the annotation of a GenBank genome assembly.
AUGACCAAAUCAACUCGACCUGUUAUCUCGCUCAUAGUAGCAGCAUUACAACCCAACUUAGGAAUCGGCGCCAAGGGAAAACUUCCGUGGAGAUUAAAACAAGAAAUUAAGUAUUUCAAGGAUGUCACCUCUCAUGCUCCAGAAGGCAGUAUCAACGCGGUGAUUAUGGGCAGAAGAACAUGGGAAUCGAUUCCUCCCAGGUUCAGACCGCUACCUAACCGUAUCAACGUGGUGCUUUCGAAUUCCUACACCAAUGUCACUGAGAAUGGUGUCUUGUACUUCAAUAGUUUAGACAAGGUCAUGGAGACAUUCGAAAGGGCCGGAUUCAAACACGAAAAACAGGAAAUUGGCAAGAUAUUCAUCAUUGGAGGGGCCCAAGUAUAUAACUCUAUGAUUCAAGAUGGUCGUGUUGACAAGUUGCUUGUGACUAAUGUGAAGUAUGUUGGAGAUGACGAGACCAUGCCCGUUCUUGAUACUUUCUUGGAUUGGGAUUUGUCCAAGUGGGAGAAAAAAGAAGUCUCCGAGCUCAAAAAAUUUGCUGACGUUGAUUUCAGCGAAGGGGUCAUCAAGGAAAACGAUUACGAGUAUGAAUAUACCAUUUGGGAGAGAAAAUGA